AUGUCCGUCUCUUCCUCUUUGCAAAACGUAACACAGCCUUUCAAACCACGAGCAGCCAAUUGCAGUUGCUGCGCGGAAGCCAUGCAUGCACCAGGCAUGCCACUUGCACAGUGGCUUCCCCUCCUGUUUCCAUCUGGUAACAUGCGCACAACCUCACCUUGCCUAUAUAUAUCUCAUUCAUAGCACAACCCCAUUUUGUCCAUCACCUUUGUUUUUUCUCUAUGAACAACAUGAAAACCCAAGUUGAAGAGAAGUUCUCUGAGUUCUUUGAGAAGUGGGUCUGCCAACUUGAAGAACAUGUGCAACUACUCCUAAGGGUGUCCAAAGAGAAACAGAACGAAGCAGAGGUACAAGCUUUGGUAUCUAGGGUUACAAGUCAUUAUAAGGAGUACUACACCGUGAAAUGGGCUGGUGCGCAUGAAGAUGUGCUUGCCUUCUUUACUCCGGUAUGGUUGAGCCCUUUAGAGAAUGCCUAUCUAUGGAUCACGGACUGGAAGCCAUCCAUGGCGUUUCAAGUAAUUGACGGGUUGAGGAUCAAGACCAUGGAGCCGCGAAAUAGUCUGGUGGAGAUGUCUGAACAGCAGGUGAAGAAGAUUGAGGACCUGAGGGUGAAGAUAAGGCUGGAGAAGGAGAAGGUUGAGAGGGAAAUGGAGAGGCAGCAGGUUUCCUUGGCGGACAGGAGGAUGGUCGAGUUGGCUAGGCUGGCGAGCAGGGUUAAUGAGGGGGAUAUGGUGGGUCAGGUACUGGAUGGGUUGGUGGAGGUGGCAUUGAAGGAGUUGCUGAAGGGAUUGGAGAGGGUGGUGAAGGCUGCAGACGGCGUGAGACUGAAAACUCUCAAGGGGGUUUUGGACGUGUUGAGCCCAAGGCAGUCUGUGGAUUUCUUGGCUGCAAUUCUUACGCUUCAGAUUCGACUCAGGCAACGUGGGAAGAAAAGAAACCAGAAUGAUCAGGCGGAUGGAAUAUUAGUAGAACCACCCACAUUGGUUUAGGAAAUUGGGGGGUUUUUGUAGCUUCUACGAGUUUAUGAAUCGAUGAUGGGCAGCAUGAAUUAUAUUAUAUCUGUUCGUUUUUGUGGAGAUCGAGGUUUGGAUUAUUUACUUUAUUUC
Messenger RNA from Juglans regia (Persian walnut), 1106 nucleotides. Its product is annotated as protein DOG1-like 4. Bases 222 to 989 code for a protein of 255 amino acids. Gene Ontology annotation, molecular function: sequence-specific DNA binding. The record is from RefSeq and is a predicted model, not a curated record. Gene Ontology annotation, biological process: DNA-templated transcription. Lineage: Eukaryota; Viridiplantae; Streptophyta; Magnoliopsida; Fagales; Juglandaceae. The transcript has a single exon.